AGAAAUGUUGGCAUCUCUCCUGCCUUCAUCUCCAUAUUCCAGGUUCUUCUCCUCCUCCUUUGGAAGAACAUCUCUCUCCACAACUUCUCUCCCUUGUUUUUCCCGUUUCUCCAUACGAGCAAUGGCUGAUUCUGCCUUCAAGAAGAUUCAGAUCCAAAGAGAUGGCACCACAUUCGAUGCCUAUGUGGUCGGUAAAGAUGAAGCUCCUGGGAUUGUCGUAGUUCAAGAAUGGUGGGGUGUUGACUUUGAGAUCAAGAACCAUGCUGUUAAAAUCUCACAACUAGAGCCGGGUUUCAAGGCCCUUAUACCUGACUUGUACCGAGGAAAGGUUGGCCUCGACGCUGCAGAGGCACAGCAUCUCAUGGAUGGCCUGGACUGGCAAGGUGCUGUCAAAGACAUACGUGCUUCUGUCAAUUGGCUGAAGGCCAAUGGUUCGAAGAAGGUUGGUGUGACUGGAAUGUGCAUGGGAGGUGCACUGGCUAUUGCUAGCUCUGUUUUGGUUCCAGAGGUUGAUGCUGUUGUGAGCUUCUAUGGAACUCCUUCCUCGGAGCUCGCGGAUGCAGCACAAGCCAAGGCACCUGUUCAAGCCCAUUUCGGGGAGCUUGACAAUUUCGUCGGUUUCUCUGAUGUCACGGCAGCGAAGGCGUUGGAAGAGAAGCUGAAGGCGUCGGGAGUGGGGUACGAGGUUCACAUCUACCCGGGAAACGGGCACGCCUUCUUGAACAGGAGCCCCGAGGGCGUGGAGAGGAGGAGAAGCAUGGGACUUUCGGACGAAGACGAGGCCGCAGUGGAACUGGCCUGGUCUCGCUUCAACUCAUGGAUGAAACGUUACUUGUCUUAAAAUCUUCUCUUUAGACACACUAUCUCAGAGUGUCUUGCAAGUUCUGAAACUUCUUAUAGCUCAGUGUUUUGUCUAAAUACUCUUUUGUAGUGUUGACCUUGUCUCUCUUAACUGACGAAUAAUAUAUUGCACUGAAGCUAAUUCUGUCGUGUGACGUCA
This is a messenger RNA of Tarenaya hassleriana, 1000 nucleotides long. Its product is annotated as protein usf. The coding region runs from base 5 to 841 and encodes 278 amino acids. Lineage: Eukaryota; Viridiplantae; Streptophyta; Magnoliopsida; Brassicales; Cleomaceae. Gene Ontology annotation, molecular function: hydrolase activity; acyltransferase activity, transferring groups other than amino-acyl groups. The record is from RefSeq and is a predicted model, not a curated record. The transcript has 5 exons.